Molecule: messenger RNA, 7057 nt
Organism: Malurus melanocephalus (red-backed fairy wren)
Lineage: Eukaryota; Metazoa; Chordata; Aves; Passeriformes; Maluridae
Gene: IFT56
Product: intraflagellar transport 56
Exons: 18
Coding region: 169-1833 (554 amino acids)
Biological process (GO): intraciliary anterograde transport; intraciliary transport involved in cilium assembly
Cellular component (GO): ciliary base; ciliary basal body; intraciliary transport particle B
Molecular function (GO): intraciliary transport particle B binding; protein binding
Source: RefSeq, a predicted model, not a curated record
GAGUUCGGGGAGACACCUAUUGUGAUCGACGGGGCCGCAGCGGAGGCGGAACCCUGGGGACGGUCCCGCUCUUCAGCCGGCUCCUCUUCGCCACCGCCUUCCGCCGUCCCGCCGUUACCCCAGCAACGGCGCCGCCAGCGAGGCGCGGAGCCCGGGCCCGGCCGCAGGAUGAUGCUCUCCCGGGCCAAGCCGGCCGUGGCGGGUACCCCGCCGUCGGGAGACAGGCGGAGGAAAAAAGGGAAGGAGGUGCCACAACUGGAAGAACUCUUGGCCCAGAGGGAUUUCACUGGCGCGAUCGCCUUGCUGGAGUUUAAACAGCAUGUGAGUGAGGAGGAGGAGGAUGCCAACCUUUGGAUCGGAUACUGUGCRUUUCAUCUGGGUGACUACAAGAGAGCUUUGGAGGAAUAUGAGGCCUUAACCAAGCAACCAACUUGCAAUCCAGAUGUUUGGGUGAACCUUGCCUGUACGUACUUCUUUCUAGGCAUGUACACGCAAGCAGAACAAGCAGCUUUGAAAGCACCUAAGAGUGGUCUCCAGAACCGUUUGCUCUUUCACCUGGCACAUAAGUUCAGUGAUGAAAAGAAACUGAUGAGCUCUCACCAAAAUCUGCAAGAUAUUACAGAGGAUCAGCUUAGCCUGGCGUCUAUCCACUACAUGCGGUCCCACUACCAAGAAGCUAUUGAUAUCUACAAACGCAUUCUGGUGGAUAAUCGAGAAUACCUGGCUCUGAAUGUAUAUGUGGCCCUGUGCUAUUACAAACUGGAUUACUAUGAUGUAUCACAGGAAGUGCUAGCUGUUUAUCUUCAGCAAGUUCCUGACAGCACCAUUGCUCUUAACCUCAAGGCUUGUAACCAUUUCCGACUUUACAAUGGGAAGGCUGCAGAGGCAGAGCUCAAGAACUUGACAGACAGUGCCUCAUCAUCUUUUGAGUUUGGCAAGGAGCUCAUUAAGCACAAUCUAGUGGUUUUCCGAGGAGGAGAAGGGGCUUUGCAAGUCCUACCUCCUCUGGUUGAUGUUAUUCCUGAGGCAAGACUGAAUCUUGUGAUUUACUAUCUCCAGCAAGAUGAUGUGCAGGAGGCUUAUAACCUGAUUAAGGACCUGGAACCUACAGCUCCACAGGAGUACAUCCUCAAAGGGGUGGUAAAUGCAGCACUUGGACAAGAAAUAGGCUCGAGAGAUCAUCUGAAAAUUGCUCAACAGUUCUUCCAGUUGGUGGGGGAAUCAGCCAGCGAAUGUGAUACCAUUCCAGGGAGACAGUGCAUGUCCUCCUGCUUCUUUCUUCUUAGACAAUUUUCGAAUGUCCUAAUUUACCUCAACUCAAUCAAGAGUUACUUCUACAACAAUGACACUUUCAACUUCAAUUAUGCCCAAGCCAAAGCUGCAAUGGGCAAUUUUAGUGAAGCUGAAGAGGUGUUCCUUUUGAUCCAGAGCGAGAAGAUAAAAAGUGAUUUUGUUUACCUUAGCUGGCUGGCUCGCUGCUACAUUGUGAAUAAGAAACCACAGCUGGCCUGGAAACUCUAUCUGAAGAUGGAGACCUCAGGGGACUCCUUUAACCUAUUGCAGCUCAUUGCAAAUGAUUGUUACAAAAUGCGUCAGUUUUACUAUUCAGCCAAAGCAUUUGAUGUUCUGGAGAGACUGGACAAUAAUCCUGAAUAUUGGGAAGGCAAGAGAGGUGCUUGUGUUGGUGUAUUUCAAAUGAUCUUAGCUGGCCGAGAAGCAAAAGAGACUCUGCGGGAAGUACUGCACCUUCUGAAGAGCACUGGUAAUUCUCAAGUAGAAUACAUUGUUCGCAUCAUGAAAAAGUGGGCCAAAGAGAACAGAGUCCCUGUUUAAGGUAGUGUCACAAAAUGAACCAGGUCAGUUGCUACUCUAUGGCUGGCUGCAAAACAAGGAUCUUGGUUUCUCCUGUGCAUUCUGGGUACCUCCUUGUUUACAGGACUUCAAACAUUCAAGGAGGUUGACCUGGCUGAGAAAGAGGUUCCAGAGUGAAAUUCAAAACAUUGAGCAAGUUGGGUUUUCUUUUAAUUAAAACUUUAUUGGUACUUUUUCCRUUGCACUUAUUUGACUGACUGUACUGGUCAAUCUCACUUUGAAAUUUAACACUCAAAACAUUUAUUCAUUCUAAUAUAGUUCAAGUGAGAAAUCUAUUUAAUUUAGCAAUCUGAUGGAUAAAAAGAUCUUUUGAAUCAUUUUCUUCAGCAUUUACCAAUGUCAUGAGCAAAUAUUCAUUAUACUUUUGGAUUUAUUAUAUUCAUCUGUUUUUUAAGAGGAACAGUUCAGGGAAUACAUAAUUCUAAAAGAAGGCAACAGUUGUAACAUAAAAAUGUGUUAUACAUGUGGUAGUAAAAAACAUUUGUAUAUCAUUUGUAAAAKGAAACUUUAUAUUUUAUAAAUUUUUAAAUACUAAAGUACUUUUUUAUCUUUUGAGGGGAAUUCAGAAUACCAUAUUCUCUACUGUCUGUGCAUUGAUUAAAGCUCUUAUUUGAAUCUACAGUUGAAUGUCUGAUUGGUCUGUGUUACUUCAUACUGCAAAAAUUGAAAUAGUAUAUUCAUUUUGCUAUGGAAAAGAGCAGGUUUUUGGCUGGUUGUUAAGUGCACAUUCAUUUCAUCAGUCAAAGGCAAGCCAAUGACCUUCGUCCUGAUCUUAUGGUAGUUAGCUGAAACUAAGGCAUCUGGGUGUAUAUGGAACAUGCACACCUUUCUGCAAUAUAACAUGUCUGGUUUUACUGCUUCAAGCAAAAAAUGUGGGUAUAAUCAUUCAGGUGUCUAGAAGUACAUUGAUAAUUGUGGUUACUUGCAUUUACAUCUAGAAACUGAUCCAUCACACUAGCAACAAUAAGCCUUUCAGCAGGGGCAAUGAUAUACUCAUUCCAAAGAGGUGUGAAAGGAACAGUAUUUUCACUGAAAACAGUUACAAAACACUUUUCACAUGAAAACAGCAUUUUUUUCUCCAUCUCAGUUUAAUUAACUUGGAAACAGUUUGGAAUCUUUGGAAACAAUUAUGAAUCUUGGUACAAAGCUUAAAAAAAUCAUGUUGGUGGCUUUGUAGCAGAUGUUAAAUGCAUCUAAUUACUCCCUUUAUUGAAGCUUAACCUGCAGGAGAGCUGAAGAGCAUCCAAAUCCAUUACAGAUCAUUUUACAUGUUGGUUGAAUCUUCUGGAAUAAGUGUGAUGGCUUUGCAACAUAAGGGCUUGGAGGCCAAUUUUAAAUUCUUUUGUCUGUGACUAGUGAAUAAGUUUUUAUUUACACCUUUAUUUACUGUAUCCAUAAUAUCACAUUUGAUAUGCUAAAUAAUGUGGGGUUUAGCUCAGUGCAUUUUAUUGAGUGGUAAUAGCUUUUAUUAUUUAAAAUGUAACAGGGUACUACAGGGUAAUUUGCCUUGAGUAGUGAUGAGAGRAGGUAUUUUACAUACUGUCCUAGCAUUUAGCUCUUGUUAAUAGAACAGAUCUGUAGGUACUAUUAAAAUGCAGAACAAGAAAAGUACUGAAAUAGUGGUGUUUAUUUUAUCUUAGAAAUACAUCUAGAAAGUGUGUUCCAUUGUUUAAACUGAGAACAAAGAUGAGUAGUUGUCUUAGCUGAUACAGAAAUGAAAAGUAGUGAAGAAUAGAUAAACAAAAUUUUAUCCCUGUCAAUUUCCGUAUUUCCCUAAACUGUGAAAAUUUAAGGAGUCAAGGUAUUCUAGAUAAGAUGGCUAGGAGUGAAGGUAGAUGUGGAGCAAAACACAUGACCUGUUAGAACAAGCAUACAGUGAAGAACGCAUGUGCAGAGUUGGGGAAUGGGUAAAUCUAUUGGGUCAGGAGUAAGUGAAUGUAAAAUUGAAACAGUGGUACUUCAGUUAAUGUAGUGAAAAGAAGACUAAGGCAGAAAGGAAUUGCUACACCAUUAUAAUUUCAAGGAAGAGUAUGGAAAUUACACUUAUUUCUUAUACUCUGAAUAAGCAGAGAAAAAUAAGAUACAGAGAAUGCAUAGAAGGUACUGUGUUAGCAAUCAUUUGACAGUGACUAGUAGAGAAAGCCAAACCCCAGACAUCAUGUAACUGCUUUUAGUUGGGUGCUAACCCAUUCCUGAUAAGAAAGUCAGCCUUGAAUUAAAUUUGUUAGUACCUGAAUAACAGCUAUAACAACAACAUCUAAGUGAAUUAAACUGGAGGUGCAAGUUCACUGUGAAAGAAAAGUCRUAUCACAUUCCAGCUCUAGACUGUAGCAGGCAUUUAGGUUUAUGUGGUUCCCUCAGCUUAAAGCUGGCUGMUUGGUCUUUAUAAGAAAGCUGUUUAAGUGUGAAUGUGGAACUUGACUAUUAAGUAGUCAGACAAAAAGUGAACAAUUCAUACGUAGCUCUUGCUACAUGUAGCUUUGCUAUAUGGGAGCUAUGUAUACAUUGAACAUCUAGAUUUUGCCCAUUGGUUUACUCUUCAACCAUUUUUCUGUAGGGUUACAGAAUAUUGGUAGCGGUAACAGAACAACAGACCUUGAAAGUCAAGCCUAUCUUCUGUCCUUGGUGUGGAAGAAGCUUGGAAUUAGUACACAUAACURAYCACGAGUGAAGUAGGUAGGCUGUGAGAAGAGUUUGUAACCACCAGUCCAUGAGAAACUAAAAGAACACUGCUUUGCUACUGUAAAAGGUAUUGUUUAUCUAGUACCAUAAAAGGCAAUAUUCUGAGACAAAAUAAUUGACUGGAGUGUGUUGUAGUGUAGAAUUACUUCCAGGUUGAUUUACGACAUAUAAGGAAUUUACUACUGUGCAAUAAAGGUCUUCACAUGCCAACAUGGAGUCCAUGCCUCAGUCAUCACUUKUCUCCUCUGUAUUAUCUCCAUAAGUAAUUUCCACUCACUCUUUCUGAAGUUUCACUUCCAGAUUUCCCUUUCAAUCUAUUCAUAUGGUCAUUGAAUAAGUAGAUAAUUGUAUGAAAGUGUUACCAGUAAAGGUGUUUCCUAGACUCCGUGCAUUAAAYUGCUUCUUGACUGUGACAUGAUAUUUAGGGUUUUUUCAGAACUUCUAUUUUCCUGGAURCAGUCUGUCCUUUGGAGGAGACAGCCUACCUUUUGUUCUACAAAAAUACAUUUUGUUCAAAUUGGCUCAGUUUUCCAGCUUAUGCAGAUCACUCUGCAUGACUAUCUCCUCCUCACUAAUUACUAGGCUGUUUCUCCGUAGCUAUUUAUUAGUGCUGUUUUACAGCUAUAUCUGGGUCAUCAAGGGCUAUGUUGGAUCCUCCAUAUUUCCAGGACCCCCAAAACAUUCUGUUAGAGAUGACUGAUGGCUGCUUAACUGAUGAAUUAUACUAGUGUCAAUUUAUAGAUUUAAAAAUAAAAUCUACAUUUAGUAAGAGCUGUGACUUUUGAGAACACAGUGUAUUCUUCAAAUAAAAAGAGAACUUCAGUUUAAAUUUAUGCUUACACAUUGAAUUGUGCUUAGUUGCUCCACAUUGUAUUAUUCUUGGUAAUUCUUUAGGAGAAUUUAAAAUAAUGCAGUAAAAUAAAUAAUGCUCUUUAAAAUGUUUUUACAAUAGAUCUUCAAGACCUCCGGUCUCCAGUUAUUUGAACAAGAAAUAUACUAUCUGAUAGUUAGUAGUGAUUCUCAGAUACAGCUGAAUCCRUGACUAAAAAGUGGGAUACUAUAUAUGCUGUUGUGUCUGAAUUGCACUUCCAUGAACCUAGGAAUUGCAUAGUUUGUUGUAAUCCUUAAGCCACACUUCAAGCUGUUUGUUGGAGAUGAGUGAUGAACCUUAGACUCCACUAUCUGCUCCUUGAGCAUUGUAAGCAACUUCCAUGUGGUCARUUCUGUGAAAAAACACAUGCAACAGUGCAGAAUUAUAUAAGAUAAUAUUUUAAGAAUACAUGUAAUAAUGUUGACAUUGUUUACAUCAUGUAGAAAAGAAUCAUGCUUUGAUUCCAGGAUUGUAUUGCUACAUUACUCAUGGUAACAGCUACAAUUUUCCUUGAUGAUUUUGUCCUUCUUAAGCAUGAUGGGAUCCUUAUGCCUGCCUACUCUAAAGCUACUUGUAGUCUUUUUCUUGCCUUACAUUAAUGGGUGAGGCCAUUAUAUGGGGAGCCAUUAUGUGACAAAACUAUCUUACUUUGCAGAGCUGGUGAAUUAACCCAUAUCACAUGAUGUCAUUGUGUCUCAUGAAGCCAUGUGUGAAAGCUGUCUCUAAGAAAAUGCUACAAAAAUUAAAUAAACCAAAUCAUAAACUGCCUGGUAUAUUCCCAUACUGGUCAUUAUCCUAAUGUUUUUAUUCUGCCAAUUCCGUCUUACUUUUGUCUAACUUGUUCAUGAUGCUACAUGUGCUGAACUUAUUAGUCGUUACUGACAAACUGAGAAGCUGGUUAUUUGUAUAAAACUGUGGUGGUUUUCCCCACCACUAAAGGCAGAAGAUCAAUUUUCCGGUCACAACAAGUAAUUUCUGAGGCAAGUUUUACAAGAUCCCCUACUCAGUUUAGCCAGUUAUUCUCAAACAAGUUUUAUCACUGUGUCCACUUUUCAUUCUGCACAUUCUUCUUCUCUGCUGAGUGUUUUCUCUUCCUACCUAUCCAUUAAUGUGAUGGGCCUUGCAGGACUACCAGACUGCUGCUAAAGUACUGUUCUUUUCCACUUCCCCCUUCCUCCCCUUGCACCACCUCUGAGCGUGACUUGCCUCGCUCACACAAGCAUUUGAGGCAAGAUUUUUUCAGAUUUGUGAAACGCUAAGUCCUGUGAAAGACCAGAAAUCAGCAAGACACUGACAAUAAUUCAGUCUCUUAAAACGGUGAGGAAGUGUUCCAGUAAGAGUAGACUGUACAAUUACUUACCAAUGUCAUGGUAAAUCUUUUAAGGUCAAAAAAAAUUAUAUUUGAAAUAGAACUUCUACAGAAAAUGUAACUUGUUUUCACAAGCACUUCAGCUAUGUAGCAUCCACUCUAUUCUUAAACUUGACACUUCUAUUGCUGCUAUUCUACACUUGUUUUACUGUGCUCAAAAAUGUUCCCAUUUCAUAUGUCUUCUCAAAAUACAACUUGAGGUGGAGAGAAUUAGUUUUAUAAAAUUUCAAUUAUCUAUUUAAAUUAUUCAUGUAUGGAAAAUA